Molecule: messenger RNA, 3259 nt
Organism: Vitis vinifera (wine grape)
Lineage: Eukaryota; Viridiplantae; Streptophyta; Magnoliopsida; Vitales; Vitaceae
Product: probable glutamyl endopeptidase, chloroplastic
Exons: 14
Coding region: 35-2926 (963 amino acids)
Biological process (GO): proteolysis
Molecular function (GO): serine-type endopeptidase activity
Source: RefSeq, a predicted model, not a curated record
UGUGACAGUAUACAUCAUCACCAAUCAAUUAAUCAUGAACAUCAACAAAGCCUACCACCGGCUUUCUCUCCUCUCGCAUCACCUUCCCUUUUCUCUCUCUCCCCCUCAUUUUCUCUCACUCUCUCUCCCCAGAUUCACAUCUACCCGUACACGUGGCCGCCUGAGAACACUCCCUUCCUGCGCCGGCGGCACCACCACUCGUGCCGCCAUGUCCUCCUCCAGGUUUCUUCAUCUCGUCCCUAUCAACGCCGCUGCAGCCGAAGGUGACACCGGCGUCGGCUCUAAUGGCUCUGUUUCGUCUACUGCCGAAGACGAAGAAAAUUCGGCAUUGGGAAGCGGUUAUCGGCUGCCUCCUCCUGAAAUUAAGGAUAUUGUUGACGCUCCACCACUUCCCGCAUUGUCAUUCUCACCACAGAGGGAUAAGAUACUAUUUCUCAAGCGGAGAGCUUUACCUCCACUAGAAGAGCUAGCAAAACCCGAGGAAAAGCUGGCUGGUAUUCGCAUUGAUGGAAAAUGUAACACCAGGAGUCGGAUGUCAUUCUACACUAGUAUUGGGAUCCAUCAGUUAAUGCCUGAUGGUACUCUAGGGCCAGAGAAAGAGGUACAUGGCUUCCCUGAUGGCGCUAAGAUUAAUUUUGUUAGCUGGUCACUUAAUGGUCAGCAUUUAUCCUUCAGCAUCCGAGUUGAUGAGGAGGAGAACAGUAGUAGCAAGCUUAGAAUAUGGGUUGCUGAUGUGGAAACUGGGAAAGCUAGACCCCUUUUUCAGUCACCAGAUAUCCAUCUCAAUGCAGUUUUUGACAAUUUUGUUUGGGUAGAUGACUCUACUCUAUUAGUUUGUACCAUUCCUUUAUCUCGUGGAGAUCCACCAAAAAAACCAUUGGUUCCCUCUGGCCCCAAGGUUCAAUCUAAUGAGCAGAAGAAUGUCGUUCAAGUAAGAACCUUCCAGGAUCUGCUAAAGGAUGAGUAUGAUGCUGAUUUGUUUGACUACUAUGCUACCACACAACUUGUUUUGGCUUCUUUGGAUGGGACCAUGAAGGAAAUUGGGCCACCUGCUGUAUAUACAUCAAUGGACCCCUCGCCAGAUCAGAAAUACCUUUUGAUAAGUUCAAUUCACAGACCAUAUUCUUUCAUUGUACCAUGUGGAAGGUUUCCCAAAAAGGUAGAUCUAUGGACAAGUGAAGGGAAGUUUGUCAGAGAACUUUGUGAUUUGCCCCUUGCUGAGGACAUUCCCAUUGCAUUCAACAGUGUGCGAAAAGGGAUGCGCUCAAUCAAUUGGAGGGCGGAUAAGCCUUCAACACUCUACUGGGUGGAGACACAAGAUGAAGGUGAUGCAAAAGUGGAAGUUUCUCCACGUGAUAUAGUUUAUAUGCAACCUGCUGAGCCGCUUGAUGGUGAACAGCAAGCAAUCUUACAUAAACUUGAUCUUCGAUAUGGAGGGAUUUCUUGGUGUGAUGAUUCUUUGGCUCUUGUUUAUGAAUCCUGGUACAAAACACGGCGAACAAGAACCUGGGUCAUUUCUCCUGGUUCUGAAGAUGUGAGUCCACGCAUACUGUUUGAUAGGUCAUCAGAAGAUGUAUACUCUGAUCCUGGUUCACCUAUGUUGCGGAGAACUACUGCUGGGACUUAUGUGAUUGCAAAGAUAAAGAAGGAAAAUGAUGAAGGCACAUAUAUCUUACUUAAUGGAAGUGGUGCUACACCAGAGGGGAACAUCCCAUUCCUUGAUUUGUUUGACAUAAAUACAGGUAGCAAAGAACGAAUAUGGGAAAGCGACAAAGAGAAAUACUAUGAGACUGUUGUUGCACUAAUGUCUGAUCAGAGUGAGGGGGAUUUAUAUCUUAAUCAGUUGAAAAUCUUGACUUCCAAAGAGUCAAAAACUGAAAACACCCAAUAUUUCAUACAGAGCUGGUUAGAUAAGAAAGCAUGCCAGAUUACAAAUUUCCCUCAUCCAUAUCCUCAGCUGGCAUCGCUACAGAAAGAAAUGAUCAGAUAUGAGAGAAAGGAUGGGGUUCAACUUACUGCAACAUUAUACCUGCCACCAGGCUAUGAUCCCUCAAAAGAUGGCCCUCUUCCCUGUCUGGUUUGGUCUUACCCUGGAGAAUUUAAAAGCAAAGAUGCUGCUGGGCAAGUACGUGGUUCUCCUAAUGAGUUUGCAGGCAUAGGUCCAACAUCUGCUCUACUUUGGCUGGCUAGAAGGUUUGCUAUUUUAUCUGGACCCACAAUUCCCAUUAUUGGCGAGGGCAAUGAAGAGGCAAAUGAUAGGUAUGUAGAGCAACUGGUUGCGAGUGCAGAGGCUGCGGUGGAAGAAGUUAUUCGGCGUGGUGUGGCUCAUCCAAACAAAAUUGCUGUUGGGGGUCAUUCCUAUGGGGCAUUUAUGACUGCAAACCUCCUAGCACAUGCCCCUCAUCUGUUCUGUUGCGGAAUUGCUCGUUCUGGUGCUUACAACAGAACACUUACACCUUUUGGCUUUCAGAAUGAGGACCGAACACUCUGGGAAGCCACUGACACUUAUGUAGAGAUGAGCCCUUUCAUGUCAGCUAAUAAAAUCAAAAGGCCUGUCUUGCUUAUCCACGGAGAAGAAGACAAUAAUCCAGGGACACUUACGAUGCAGUCAGAUCGUUUCUUUAAUGCUCUGAAAGGUCAUGGUGCUCUUUGUCGCCUGGUGAUUCUUCCCUUUGAGAGCCAUGGCUAUGCUGCAAGGGAGAGUAUCAUGCACGUCCUUUGGGAAACAGAUAGGUGGCUACAGAAACAUUGUGUAUCAAACACUACCAAUGUGAAUGAAAAUCUUGAUACAUGUAAUGAUGAGGCAAAGGAAGAAAUUACUGAUCCGGAAAGCAAGACAGUUCCUGCCAGCGGGGGAGGCAACCCAGAGCUGGCAGAGUCAGAGCAUGAAGGAUUUCACCCUAGGGCUAGGGCAUCAUUAUGGUAACUUCUUCUACCUUGAGAAUAAAAUAAAGAAAAUCUCCAACCACUAUUCUUUUAUGAUUGCUUUCAGUUUAAUAGUAGAAUCUAAGUAACAUCUUAGGUUAACAAUCCUUGUGCAAAAGUGGGAAUUUCCAUAUUGUAUUGAAUGGAUCAAUGCAGAUGCUGACUAGUGAAGGAUAACUGCUGGAGCUUCAGUUCAAUGCAUAAACAGGGGUCCCAGCAUCAUGGUUGCACCAAGGUACAUUAGUUUGAAUGAUCUAAAUCACUGUUCCCUAAGAUUAUUUUCGCCCAAACAAUCUGUUUCUAAAUUGAUGCAAUGAUGCCUGUUGACAAAUCA